GCCACGUCAGCGGACUACGUCAGCAGGACACGCCACCAGACCACGUCAGCAGGCCACGUCAGCAGGCCAUGUCCGCCGACAUAGCAGGAAAUACCACGUCAGCAGGCCCCCGGCCUGGUAUAUGCUGUUGCGGUCACAAAUAGCCGUCAUGGACCAGAGGUUCGGAGAAGCAGACGAGGCCUAUCAGGCCCGGAUGCUGGCUUGGAGAACCGAAACAAAGAAAUGGGAAGAUGACGCAGCAGCAGCAGCGAAGAAGAAGGCAGAGGAUGCCGAGCAGGCACGUCUGCUGGCACUUGAACAACAGCGCCAACAUGACGAGGCAGCAGCAAGGGCUGCCAAGGAAGAAAGAAACCAAUGUCGUGAGAAGAUAUUCAGCGGAGAGCACACCUUGCUCACAAUGGCAGCGGAAUGGCGGACCGAAGCCGAGAAUCGCAAUUUGGAGGAUUGCAAAGACAAGAUUGCGCUCCUCCUCUCGCAUCUCACAGACCUCCUAGCAACCUGCAUUACACAGAAGGAGGAUAUCCACAGCCUCGACGACUCGCUAGCUCAAGUGCAAGGCCGCCUCCAGCAGCUGGAGCAGCCACCCAUCGCCACCCCCGAUGCAAGCUCUUCCAAUACUUCCGAUCGCCUCGAAGCAUUGGAGAUGGACGUCGGCUCCCUCAAGGACGGCGUGCACUUACAGCAGACCGCAACGCAACAGUUGCAACAGCGGAUCUGUACUACUGCCAACACCUCAAGUUCGGAACCGCGCGAGACAGCUCCAAAGUUUAACGGGCAGGAGAUCUUCUGCGACUCGACGAAGACAGAUCCGAUUCCAUGGUUCCGCAAGUUCGAGCUCACGCUGCAGCUACACAACGUCAAAGAACACAAGCACCACGCAUACUUGUACUCUCGCUCAGGGGGCGCAUGGUUGGACAACCUUUUGUCCAAGUACGGAGUGGUAGCUAACGACUUGCACACCAAGAUCAGUUGGGAUGAUCUGAAGGCAGCGUGGCACAAGCGGUUCCAAGUCGAGCCGCCUGAGAUCAAGGCUACGGACAAGCUCAUGGUCUUCGAACAAGGCACUCUGUCGAGUACCGACUGGAUCGCCGAGUACCAAUGCUUGACGUCAGUCCCAGACAUCCUGAUGGGCUUCAAAGCCAUUCACCACUAUUUCAUCUCAAGGUCAUGUCCGGCAUUAAGCAAUGCCCAGACUCACGUCGAGGACACCUUGACGACGACGGCGGAACUUUUUGACAAGGCCGCGCAGAUCAUCAUUACGAACAAGGAGGCAAAGAAUCUGCGUUCGUCUGCGGCAGGCCGGAGCAGGGACCAGCAUCCGCCAAGAGUGGUCGUGGUCGCCGCUGCAACGCCGUUGGACCAAACCAGCGAGGCUGUGUCUGCCAGUGAAGGGGACAGACUCGCAGCCGCCCGGGAAGGUGGCCGCCCCGGUAGAGGACGAGGACGUGGCAAGACGAAGACACACACUGCAUCUAGCCCCGGGCUCGGCGCAGCAGCUCCAGCCCCUUGGUCCCAAUACGGCAUCUCCAAGCAAGCAUUCAAGGCGCGCACGAGAUUCCAUUAUUGCCUAUGGUGCAACAGUGAUCUUCAGCAGACACUGGCCUGCCCAUUGAAAGGCAAGGGCAAACAAGGAGACUGAGCACCGCCGAGAGUGACCCGACAACACUCUCAACGCCUCCGGAACCGGUUUCUUCGCGAGUAACCGGCCUUCAUUCCGAGGCGCAUGCGGAAGUCG
Chara braunii is the source of this 1735-nucleotide messenger RNA. NCBI's taxonomy places the organism in Eukaryota, Viridiplantae, Streptophyta, Charophyceae, Charales, Characeae. The record is from the annotation of a GenBank genome assembly.